Messenger RNA from Ailuropoda melanoleuca (giant panda), 984 nucleotides. RefSeq lists its product as uncharacterized. Gene Ontology annotation, cellular component: actin cytoskeleton. Gene Ontology annotation, molecular function: actin binding. The record is from RefSeq and is a predicted model, not a curated record. Gene Ontology annotation, biological process: actin filament depolymerization. NCBI's taxonomy places the organism in Eukaryota, Metazoa, Chordata, Mammalia, Carnivora, Ursidae.
AUGACGGGAGCUGCGCGGAGGGGCAGCGAGGGGGUGUGCCGAAGCUCCGGAAGGAGCGGGGCCCCAGGGAGCGGAACAAGCGCCCAACCGCAGCCGACGCGCCGGGCCCGCCGCUCAAGGUGCAGAAUGGAGGGGAAAGGUCACGCGAACAGGGUUACUCUGGGCCAAAGUCCUCGGAUGUUGAGCCCUCGGCGUAUCGCAGCUCGAGGGGGCGGGGCGCGCACCGAGGAGGCGGGGAGAAGCGGAGCGUGCGCGCGCCCGGAGCCCGGAGCCGCAGGGGGAGCGGAAGGGGUGAGAUCGUGGCUCGGGGACGCGCCUGUCUCCCCACCUCGCGUGUCAGCCCCUAGCUGGAGCGCGAACCCUGCAGCGGGUACGCAAUGCACUGUUCUAAAUUCUGUAGAUUCGGAUGUGAGCAGGAGAGUCAAGGUUUUGGCCCGCGCCUUCUCCUCCUCCCACUCCCACGGAGCCUCCCUGCUACUGCAGCCGCUCGCAUUGUGGUUUCUGGCGUUACUAAUAAAUGAUGUCAAAGAAGUUAUUCAUGAUAAGAAAGUAAGGCAAUCUUCUACACAGGAGGAGAGUUUUAAAAAAAAAGCAGUUCUCUUCUGUUUAAGCAAAGACAAAAGAAAAAUUGUAGAGAAAGCAAAGCAGAACUUGGUGGAUGACACUAACGAUACUGUAAAAGACCCCCACACAUCUUUUGUGAAGUUGCUAUCUCUGAAUGAUUGCCAAUUUGCUUCAUACGAUACCACAUUCACAACAAGAGCUGGGAAAGAAGACCUGGUAUUUAAAUUCUGGGGUCCUGAAAGUGCACCUUCGCAAAGGGAGAUGAUUUAUGCUAGCUCUAAAGAUGCCAUUAAAAAGAAAUUCACAGGUAUUAAACAUAAGUGGCAAGUAGAUGGUAUGGACAAUAUUAAGGACUAUUCCUCACUUGGAGAGAAACUGAGAGGCAACACAUUAGUCUCACUUGAAGGAAAACCCUUAUAA